Molecule: messenger RNA, 2696 nt
Organism: Schistosoma intercalatum
Lineage: Eukaryota; Metazoa; Platyhelminthes; Trematoda; Strigeidida; Schistosomatidae
Source: the annotation of a GenBank genome assembly
UUCGGAUAAGUGCGUAUUUAUUACGGUAACACGAAUUGAUGCACAAACUUUUAUGGCGGGAACUACAAAAGCACGCCAAAUCGAGGCAUUAAAAUGCAUGCUCAAUCUAAACGCCCCUCCAAAUUCUUCGGACGGACCGCAAUGGAAAAUCUUGAUAUACGAUCAACUGGGAAGAGAUAUCAUCUCACCGUUAUUAACAGUCAAGGAUUUACGUAUGCUUGGUGUCACAUUACAUUUAAUGUUACACUCGCCACGUGAACAGAUCCCAGAUGUUCCCGCUGUUUAUUUCGUUUACCCUUCCAAAGAUAAUAUUAAUGCUAUAUGCAAGGAUUUUGAAGCAGGUAGAUAUGAUUCGUAUUACUUGAAUUUUAUCAGUCCAAUAUCACGCGAAUACCUUGAAGAAAUAGCUCAAACAGCAUUAUCUGAAAACUGUGUUCAUCAAAUUUCAAAAGUUUUCGAUCAGUAUACAAAUUUUAUUUGUUUGGAGGAUGAUUUAUUGACUCUUAGCUCACCCAUUGAUGGUCCUUCUUCCUUUUAUGCUCUUAAUCGUGCGAAAACUACAGAAGUGGAUAUGGAAAAUUUAAUCCACUCAGUUGUUGAUGGAUUAUUUUCAAUUUUUGCGACACUUGGCUCAAUACCUAUUAUACGUUGUCCUCGUGGUAAUGCUUCUGAAAUGGUAGCAUGCCAGCUGGAUUCGAAAUUUCGUGACAGCCUUCGAGAUUCUAGGAAUUCACUUUUUAUGAAUAAUACAGCACGCGGUUAUGGUAUUACUGCAAAUGACGAUUCGUCUGGAGAACGUCUAGGAUUGAACUCUUCAUCACCACUCAGUCUUUUAAACAGGAACUCUCAAAUGAACUCACCACCAAACUUAUUUCAGCGUCCACUGUUGAUUAUUUUAGAUCGUAGUUUAGAUUUGGCCUCUCCACUACACCACGAGUUGUCCUACCAAAGUUUAAUCCAUGAUAUCUUUAAUAUUCGUCUCAAUCGUGUUCAUGUGAAUUUAGAUUUGGCUAAGCCUAUCUCAGAUAAUGAAAAAUCCAGGAUACCAGAAAAUAAUAGUAAAACAUCAAAUUCUAAAAUAGUUGAGUAUGAUUUAACAGGAUCAUGUGAUCGUAUAUGGAGAGAUUUUAGAGGUGCUGCAUUUUCUGAUGUUGCGGAAGCUAUACAUGAAGAAGUGACAAUACUAAAAGAUUAUGAUAGACGUAUGAGUGAAUUGAAGUCAUCACUUGGUGGUUCAACAGAUAUAAAUAUGCUGGCAACUUCAUCAACAAUGACGUUUCUAGAUGAUAGUACAGCUAAAUUAACAAAUGCUAUCAAUUCUUUACCCCAAUUAAUGGAACGUAAACGAUGUCUUGACAUGCACACAAAUAUUGCAACUUGUCUAGCUAAUGUAAUCAAAGAUAGGCAGAUACAUUCUUUUGCUGAAGAAGAAGACCAUCUUCUUUCUAAAAACAAUCCAUCCACGGAACAAAGUUUAAUCGAGCUAAUUAGUAAUCCGUCAAUUGGUACACCUGAAGAUAAAUUACGCUUGCUUAUUAUUGCUGCUUUAGCGGGUACCAGUAGAACUGGUACAAACACUAGUAAUACAUCAAAUAAUAUGAUUGCCAGUGGAUCUGGAAGUGCAUUAAAUAAUUUCAAUUCAAACACUAGUGGUAUUGAUUUUUGUUUAUCCGAUACAGAAGUUGAUCGUUUGAAAACACUGUUACAAAACUCCUAUCCUAAUCUUGAUAUGAGUCCUGUGAAUUAUAUUCAACACUUUAGGAAAAUUCCAAAAGCUGGUCAACUAGCUGAUAAUAUAAUGGAGAAUGUUAAAGGAGCUGGUAGUCGAAGUGUACUUAAUAAAAUUGUUUCACAUGGUUCAGCUAUAUUGCUGACUGGGAUGAGACAUUUGAUUGGUCAGAAAUCUUACCUCCCGUUUACUCGCAUCGUAUCUCAGUUAAUGGAAAAUAAAGCUGGUUCUGAAUUUGAAGACUAUCGCUAUUUUGAUCCGAAACUGUACAGGCGUCAAGAUUCUAAUAUGCCUCGUGUCAAACAUGCUUUCGAUGAAGCUUUUGUCUUUGUCGUUGGUGGCGGAAGUUAUGUUGAGUACCAAAAUCUGUUAGAUUGGGUCAAAUCAACUUGUUCCACUACAUCUGGCACAUCUAGCACUUCGUCAACAUCAUUAACAAAUUCUGUUAAUGGGAUAAACAGUCGCCCUGGCUCAGGAGGUCAUGACUCAUCCAGCGCUCCUAAUAUUAGUACAGCUUAUUCCAAACAUAUUACUUAUGGCUGUAGUGAUCUUGUUAGUCCGAGUGAAUUUUUAUUAGAAUUGGGAAAACUUGGGAAGGAGCUGUAACUUUAGAGUUAUCAAUAAUUCUGAUCGUACAACUAAAAAAAUUUCAGUUACCUCUUAGAUACAGUGGUUGCUUUGGAUUUUAUAUGCUCUGUAAAUUUCUUCUUCUGUGAUGAUAUUUCUUCUAGUGUUUGGCCUGUCAGUUAUCUUAAACGUUCAUUUACACUAAAUUUGAUUUUUUUUGAAUUAUUGUACUUCUUGUUAUAUGUCUAAAUCACUUAUUGAAAUUUUUUCUGAUAUAUCUAUGUUGAAAUUUUUCAAAUGUAUUCUAAUUUGUAUCCACAUUUUAGAUUAUUCACUACGUAAUUAUAUUGUUAAUUGAAAAUUGAAAUGUUUGAAAAUAUAAAUGUUCUGUGAUUGAAAA